CUCAUCCCUCUCUCAUUCCAUCAGCUGAUGCCGUCCUCUGCUGUCACUCGCUCUCUUUUCCUGCCAGCUGUUCAUCAUCAUCACCAUCACCACCGUCUUUUUCACUUUCCUCCUUCGACUUUUAACUCCGGCUCUUCCCUCUUUCUGGAUCCGGGUGAGAUUAUGAAGCGGCGCCAUGGGUUUCAUGGAAUUCUACCUGGAGAUUGACCCGGUCACCCUGAACCUCAUCAUCCUGGUCGCCAGCUAUGUCAUCCUGCUCCUCGUCUUCCUCAUCUCCUGCAUCCUGUACGACUGCCGAGGCAAAGACCCGACCAAGGAGUACGCCCCGGACAACACGCCGGCGCCGCCCAGCCAGUCGCCCAUCCGCCUGGUGGUCAUGCAGAACUCGCCGGCCUCCUCCCGCUACGAGCCCAACAACACGGCGGGACACAGCGAGCUGCCGACUCCGGACCUGAGCCGGGACCGAGGGGAGAGGGAACGGGAGAGGGAACGAGAGAGGGAACGAGAGAGGGAACGAGAGAGGGAGAAGAGGAGCACUCUGGUCUGAGGAAGAGGAAGAGGAAGAGGAAGAGGAAGAGGAAGAGGAAGGCCCACGCUGACAACCAGGAAGUGCUGUUAAAUGGCUCUGAGCAGCGUUUUUAAACUUUUAAUGUCCCUGGAUGCUGUUGAUGAGCGGCUGAGGAGUCAGGAGGGUCUGCAGACCUCAGGAUCCCCGUGACUCCCCAACACUGGUCCUCCAUCCGCCUGCAGCUCCUCCACGAGUCUGAACAUCCGUCUGAAGACCAGCGAGGAGCCAACAUGUCCGACCGGCUGCAUCUCAACCAACGUUUAUCCUUCUACCGUGGAAAAGCUCGACUUUGACCCGACGCAGAAACCUGGAUCCGUGUGUUAAGACUUCAGAUUACGACUGAUCUGGAGGCGACGUCAACUUUUAUCCGAUGUUUGGUUGCAGCGCCCUCAGUGUUCCCAGACCAGUCCACGUAAAUAAAGCCUCCAUGAAGUCUCCUCCCAGCUGGUCUGACCACACCUCCUCAAACUGAACCUUUUUAACCAGCUCAUGAACAUCUGAUGGGAAAGUAAAUAAACAGAAAAAUCUCUCCACUUCCUCCAAACUGAGGCUGAACAGAGUCUUUGGUUCACUCUGCUCUUCCUGCACCAGACACUAAGAAAUGGUGGAUUAUACACUUACAUGAAGCUCCGUCAUGGACUCAGAUGGUUCAUGGUUCAGUCUCCCUGUCAAUCAUCAUGAUGUCACAUCCUGGUUUUAUAGCGUAAAAUAACUAAAACUUGAACUGUAUUAACUACCUAAAAUGACAGAAAUCAUAUCUGAAUAAAAUGUAUUUUAGCGUUUUAGUUGGGGCCAAGUCCCGCCCACUAACGUGGAGGGGGCGGGGCUUAUGUCACCUGUAUUGGAACCAGGGGCUGUGACUCCAAUGUGACGUGAAUGAGGCUGAUUCAGUCAAAGGUUUUAUCUUGGAAGAUGAAUUUGUUGACAGGUUGAGUCUGUUAGUCUGAAGGGAUUUAGUUUAUUUUUUAGAAAUAUGUUCACAAACCGACCUCUGGUUCAGUCCUUAGCGUAACUGAAGCUAUUUGUUCAUGUCGGCUGAAGAAAACGAGAACGUCUGAAGUAGAAAAACUGUUUCUGCAGCUUUGCAACAAAAAACAAGAAAACAUGAGAUAAAUGUCCAGAUUCAGGUUCAUCACGUUCCUUCAGGACAAACACACACAAAAAAUAAACUCUCAAUGAAAUGUAUGAUACUUGGUUCGGAAGAGUUUUAGAGUUUCACAGCUUUUUCCAUGGGAUUAAUUAAAGAGUCGGUUCUUUGUUCUUGAAUCAACACAAACACCUGCAGCCAGAUGAGUCUGACAUUAAACGUAGCACAUUACCACCGCUGUAGUUUAGAGGUUGUUUUAUGGGGGGGGGGGGUUAAAGGGUUGAGGGUUUGAAUCCUGAAACGUGUGUUUGCUCAUAGAACUGCUGAUAAAUCACCUCAGCAACAAAAUAAAAUGACCAACUGGUCUAAUCCCUCUUCCUUCCUGAAACGAUAAAAUCCUCCCCGACCAAAAAGACUCGCGACCCCCCCCCCCCUCCCCCGUCCCC
Mugil cephalus (flathead mullet) is the source of this 2101-nucleotide messenger RNA. RefSeq names its product small integral membrane protein 36 (gene smim36). The transcript is spliced from 3 exons. The record is from RefSeq and is a predicted model, not a curated record. NCBI's taxonomy places the organism in Eukaryota, Metazoa, Chordata, Actinopteri, Mugiliformes, Mugilidae. Bases 176 to 547 code for a protein of 123 amino acids.